AUGGAAGAUCACUUAAAUGACAAGACGUUAGCAAUAGAAGUGGACAACUUAACUUACGAAUUUUCCCGUGACAACUCCACCACCACCGCGAAACUCGGGCUCCAGAACAUCAACCUUCAAAUCAGCUGGGGAACAACAAACUUGAUAAUUGGCCCCAACGGCGCCGGCAAGUCGACCCUCUUGCGGAUUUUAGCAGGGAAAACCCUAAUUAGGCGCGGCAAAUUGCGCCUAGGCGGAUUCGACCCCUUUGAAUUCUCGCUCGAUAAACGAUCCCGUCACCAUAAUUCAGACAUCAAUAGCUACAUCACCUACCUCGGCACCGAGUGGAUCACCAAUUCCGUGAUAAAGCGAGAUAUACCAGUGAACCUCUUGCUCUCAUCAAUUGGCGGUGAUGCUUAUGUCGAGAGGAGGAACCUCUUGGUUGAUUUACUCGAUAUUGACCCCGGUUGGCUGAUGAUUAAUUUGUCCGAUGGGGAGCGGCGCAGGGUGCAGAUCGCGAUGGGGUUGAUCAAGCCUUGGAAGUUGCUCUUGUUGGAUGAAGUCACCAUCGACUUGGACGUGGUGGUGCGGCUGAAGUUGUUGUCGUAUUUGAAGUUGGAAUGUGUCGAGCGCAAUUGCUGUGUCGUUUAUGCGACUCAUAUCUUUGAUGGGUUGGGGGAUGAGUGGUGCGAUCGGGUGUUGCAUAUUGACGCGGGGGUGUUGUUGAACGAUGUGAGUAUGAAGGAGAUUGAGUUUGUUGCGGGUGGUGGUACCGAUGAGAAUGUUGAUGUUGAAGUUGGCGAGGGAGAGAUUAAAAUUGGCAAGAGCAAUACUUUACAUCCGCUCGCAUUACAUUGGUUGAAGCAAGAUUUGGAAAGACGCGGUACUAGACAAGACGAAAAGGAAAAAAUGAAACGGAGGCAUAACGAUUGGGUCAAUGCUCGUGAUGGGGAUUAUUUUGAUGCUGGAGACGAUAAAUUGAAGCUGUAUUUCAAGAGUACAAGGAGUCAAAGGUAA
Messenger RNA from Lodderomyces beijingensis, 996 nucleotides. Lineage: Eukaryota; Fungi; Ascomycota; Pichiomycetes; Serinales; Debaryomycetaceae. The record is from the annotation of a GenBank genome assembly.